Messenger RNA from Chironomus riparius, 321 nucleotides. The record is from the annotation of a GenBank genome assembly. Lineage: Eukaryota; Metazoa; Arthropoda; Insecta; Diptera; Chironomidae.
AUGCUGCUCGCAAAUAUGGAGCGUCAUGCUGAAUUUCCAUUUGUUGCAUAUUAUACAAUAAACACUCAACAAACGGAUCCACAAAAUUUCUUCUCGGGCGUUCGUGGUGCCUCAUUAUCGAAAUUUGAACCCAAAAACACUCGAUAUUCUGUGGCACAUACAUUAGAUGUUUAUAAGGAAGUUGCCGCAAUUUGUCGACCGCCUUUACAGCUAUUACCGUUUGAGCAAGCGAAUGUGAAAAAGGCCGCAACAACAGGCUAUAUAAUAUCGGUCUAUAAGGUACAUAAUGUUCUGAUUUUUUAUGAUGUUUGUAUACUUUAA